Alternaria arbusti is the source of this 432-nucleotide messenger RNA. RefSeq lists its product as uncharacterized. Lineage: Eukaryota; Fungi; Ascomycota; Dothideomycetes; Pleosporales; Pleosporaceae. The transcript is spliced from 2 exons. The record is from RefSeq and is a predicted model, not a curated record. The coding region runs from base 1 to 432 and encodes 143 amino acids.
AUGGGCCGCGUCAACAACUCGACUCGAUUCUCGUCCGAUGCUCCGGGCCUGCUACCGCAGACAUCAUCAUUCGCGAUCUUGAACCCCGCUUUCCUUCCCGUGGCGCUUCGGACUCUUCGUGCAACACUCUUCCCUAACAACGCGCUCGGGCCCCCACGUCAGAUUCCAACGUAUGAGGAAAUCAAGGAGAUCAAGCGCUGCUGUGCCGCCAGACUACUUGACUUGGUACCACCGAAAGUAGCAGCCGCUUUCUUUGCGAGCUACGAGCGCGAUGAGCAGGUUCGACAGAUCGCAAACACACUAGACUGUCUCGAUGACGCUUAUCUCAACAAGCACCUCGUCUUUCAGAUCGUUGAGCUGAUUGUUCUGCGUCUGUUUCCGGAGUUGGGAGAACAAGGCGUAAAGGAUCUGUUGGAGGAGCGCAUUAGCUGA